AGAAUAUAACUAGAUUGUUUCAAAGAAAUUAAAUGUUUUCAACACUUUUUCGAGCAUUUAAAUUUCAAAGAGUAAUUUUAUAUUAACCUAUUUACAGAAAUGAAAGAAUAAACAAUUUCAUUUCAUUAAUUUAAAUUAUUCCUUUAAUAAAAAAUAAAUGUGGAGUAGUUUACCUUAUUCUAACCUAAAACAACAACAAUGUCACGUGUAGACAUCGGUUUUGCAGAGCCCUGCGAGCCCUGGCGGCUCCUGAGUACGCAAUUUCCUUCAAAACUCGGCGGAAAACCAGCAUGGUUAUCCCUUAAGGACCUUCCAAACGCGGAAACACUCCAGUGCACGGUAUGUUCCAACCCAAAGACGUUUCUGUGCCAAGUUUACGCUCCACACGAAGAUUGCGAGAACAAUUUCCACCGAAGCGUAUACAUUUUCGCGUGCAGGAAUGCGACAUGCUGCAAGAAGAACGACAACACAACGUUCGCGGUCUUCAGGGACAAUUUACCACGACUCAACGACUAUUACUCAUUCGAUCCACCACCGGAAGACACACCAACAACAUUCAACCCACAACAAUGGCAAAAACUAUGCGCAUUAUGCGGCUGCGGAGCAGAAAAAUCCUGCGGGAAGUGCAAGACACCCUACUGCAGUCGCCAGCAUCAAGUCCUCCACUGGAAGGAAUCACAUAAAACCACAUGCAGUGAUACUUCUUCCGAUAACGGUGCUGGUAAAAGUUCGGUGCACCUGUUGAAGGAAUUCGAACUCGUCAUCGAACCGGAGGAGCUCGAGGCGAAGCAGGAAGUGGACGUCGAGGAGCAGUUGCGCGCUUGUGAUGAGCUACAGCGGGCGACAGGUGGCGAGCUGGCGGACGUCGAGGAGAGCGAGUUGGACCGGCACGCAGCUGUCGACGGUGAUAGGACUUUCACGCGUUUCCGGAAGCGAGUCGACUGCAAUCCAGAGCAAGUUUUGCGAUACGAACGCGAUGGUGAACCAUUGUGGAUCGCCGAAACGCCGAGACCCGAGGAAGUUCCGCAAUGUGAGUGCGGCGCGAGGAGAAGGUUCGAGUUUCAAGUGAUGCCGCAAUUUUUAGCGACUGUUAAUGAGCAUGAACUCGAUUUUGGGGUGCUGGCGGUUUAUACGUGUGAGAAAAGUUGCUGGGGAGGCAAAGGAUACAAAAAAGAGUUUAUUUUCAAGCAAGAUGUUGCUGAUUAAUUAUUUAUAUGUAUAUUAUGUAUAAUUAUAUAGAAAAUAAACUCAAUUUUGCAAAAAAAC
Molecule: messenger RNA, 1266 nt
Organism: Dalotia coriaria
Lineage: Eukaryota; Metazoa; Arthropoda; Insecta; Coleoptera; Staphylinidae
Gene: Zfrp8
Product: Zinc finger protein RP-8
Exons: 1
Coding region: 199-1206 (335 amino acids)
Cellular component (GO): nucleus; cytoplasm
Source: RefSeq, a predicted model, not a curated record